Phyllostomus hastatus (greater spear-nosed bat) is the source of this 603-nucleotide messenger RNA. It is a transcript of the gene LAMTOR2, whose product is annotated as late endosomal/lysosomal adaptor, MAPK and MTOR activator 2. Bases 88 to 465 code for a protein of 125 amino acids. Lineage: Eukaryota; Metazoa; Chordata; Mammalia; Chiroptera; Phyllostomidae. Gene Ontology annotation, molecular function: molecular adaptor activity; guanyl-nucleotide exchange factor activity. The transcript is spliced from 4 exons. The record is from RefSeq and is a predicted model, not a curated record. Gene Ontology annotation, biological process: positive regulation of TOR signaling; cellular response to amino acid stimulus. Gene Ontology annotation, cellular component: Ragulator complex.
UGGGCAGUACCGGAAGCUGCAGGCGGAGCUGGGCAGGAGAGAGGUAUAGGGUCUGCGUGGAAAAGCCCCGGGUUAGGAACCGCAGGCAUGCUGCGUCCCAAGGCUUUGACCCAGGUGCUAAGCCAGGCCAACACUGGAGGUGUCCAGAGCACCUUGCUGCUGAAUAACGAGGGAUCUCUGCUGGCCUACUCUGGUUACGGGGAUACCGACGCCCGGGUCACCGCAGCCAUCGCCAGUAACAUCUGGGCCGCUUACGACCGAAACGGGAACCAAGCGUUUAAUGAAGACAAUCUCAAAUUCAUCCUAAUGGACUGCAUGGAGGGCCGUGUAGCCAUCACUCGAGUGGCCAACCUUCUGCUGUGUAUGUAUGCCAAGGAGACUGUUGGCUUCGGAAUGCUCAAGGCAAAGGCCCAGGCCUUGGUGCAGUACCUGGAGGAGCCCCUCACCCAAGUAGCAGCAUCAUAAUGGGCGUUGGUGGAAGUAGGGGGUCAGACCAGAGAGGCGACCAUUUGGAGGGGCAAGACCCCCUGAGGAAACCUUCCUGGACUAUGGGGGAGGGUGGGACUUUGUUCAUUUCCAAGAAUAAAUUUCAUUUCUGUCUUA